CAAGUGGCGAGGCAGGGAAAAGGGGCCGAGCAAAGGGAGGAAAAAAGUGGGGAGCAGGAGAAAGGGCCCGCCAGCCGGAGCGCUCACGCUGAGGGGCCGCGCAAAAGGAGGAGAAGCGUUGCUAAUUUUUUUUGUUUGUUUGCUUUGCCAUGCAUGCAUAAUGAGGACUGAUCAGAGCACGCCGCUGCUGCUGCUCGCAGGGCACUUUUGUAUUUAAAGCCUCGCGAAAGAAACCAGCCGCCCCAGAAGGAUCUGCAGAGAAAGCGGCUCGGGAGACUCGUCGGCAGCGGGAUCAGAAAGAGAAAGGGCGCUCCCUCCAGCCGCUGCCUUUUCUUACGCGGCUCGCCGGCGGGGGACGGAGGCGUGCAGCUGAGCCAGGAGUGCCGUGACCGGCAGCCGUGGCAUGUGCGGAGAUGCCGCCUGCUUAGAGCGAAGAAAGGAGGUCGGCGAGAGACGGAGCCCAGCGGCACCAUGAGCGCAGCAGGAAGCCCCUCGCCCCCCAAGCUCCACUGACCGCCUCGCGGCCUCCGCAAGCCCGAGACCAGGGGGUGGAGGUUGCUGUGCUGCAGCCAGAGAGAAAGAGAGCGAGGCGAAGGUGACGCUGUAGGGCUCUCAGGCCGAGAAGGCGCCGCGCGGAUGGAUUGAUGAGGGCGACCCUCAUGCGCGCCCUUGGCAGGACUUUGGGCAACUUUCCCACAGGCAGUCGCUGCGCCCCCCUCUCCUCCUCCGCAGCCUCCUCCUCGUUCGCUUCCCGCCCCCGAUUGUCCGGCAGCCGCUCGCGAUGGUGGGAGCCCGGCGUGGAGCAGCUGGAGGGCGGCGCCGGCGGACCAGGCUGCUCCCGCUGGCGGCUGGCUCGCCGGUGAGGCUGCUGGUGCUGGUGCUGCUCGCCGCCUGCCCGCCUCCCGGGGCGCAGGGCCGGCGCCUGAUCUGCUGGCAGGCGAUGUUGCAGUGCCAGGAGGAGCCCGAGUGCAGCUACGCGUACAGCCAGUACGCCGAGGCGUGCGCGCCGGUGUUGGCGGCCGCGGGGGACGGCUCUGCCGCCGCGCCCUCCCCCAAUCGGCGGCGAUGCCCCAGCCACUGCAUCUCGGCUCUCAUCCAGCUCAACCACACGCGGCGGGGCCCGGCUCUGGAGGACUGCGACUGCGACCGGGACGAGAACUGCCGGGCCACCAAGCGCGCCAUCGAGCCGUGCCUGCCCCGCGGUGCGGGGGGCGGCGGUGCUUCCGGCGGUGUAAUGGGCUGCACGGAGGCGCGGAGGCGCUGCGACUGGGACAGCCGGUGCAGCUCGGCGCUGAGCCGCUACAUGGCCCACUGCGGGAAGCUCUUCAACGGCAUGCGCUGCACCGAGCAGUGUCGCGCCGUCAUCGAGGACAUGAUGGCCGUGCCCAAGGCGCUGCUGCUGAAUGACUGCGUCUGCGACGGCCUCGAGCGGCCCAUCUGCGAGUCAGUCAAGGAGAACAUGGCACGGCUCUGCUUCGGCACCGACGCCGGUGGCAACGGCGCGGGCAGCAGCGGAGCCUCCGACGGCGCCCAGGAAGACUACGACGACGAGGAGUACGAGGAGGAACUCCCGUCCAGAAGCCGGGACGAGCUAGACGAAGCGGCGGCGGUCGCCGAAGCGGGCGCGGCCGGGAGAAACGGCGCCUGCUCCCUUUCCCUCCUCCUCCCCUGGACUGUCCUGGUGGCCGCCUCCAUUUUGCUGCUCUUCUCAUAGCCGCUCUUGCUGUUCUGGGCAGCCUGGGCUGCUGGCCGCACGGAAAGGAGUGCCUGGCUCCGUGGCCUUGUUUGAGGAGGACGCGAAAAGAGGCCCUCACCCAAAGCGGCCUUCGCCUGUGCUGGACUGACACGGCAUUCCCCCCCCCCCCGCCCCCCACAUCUCUUUUCCCAGGACUGAUGCUCGUUUGAAAGGAGCCUGCCUUAACUCCAGAAGGGAGCUGCGACCUCCUGAAAGCAAACCUCUGGCCACUUCAGUGGAACUCGGCCCCCUCCGUGAAUAUUCACUGGGACAUUCCGUUGUGGAGCACCUCUUGUACUUUCUGUAUAAACAUUUAUCCCUGUUAUCUGUGUAUGGGCAUUUCCCCCCUCUUUCAAAAUGAUAUAUGAAAGGGGUGGUACCAGUGUAUUGGGUUUCUUCUGUAUAAAACUAACCACUGUUCGAAAUGAAAUCCCUGGAUUGUGGAAUGUGUUCCCUGGGCACUUCAGUUCCAAACAUAUUUACUUGGGAAUGAGGCCCAUUGGUAAGUGUUUGUUUAGGAUUGCAACCUUAGGACUGUUACACACAUUUUCUGCACAUUGGAGACAACAUUCAUACUCUUGUCAUGCAUGUGCAUGCUGUGUUUGAAUGUGUGUACCUGCUGCAGCUUUGCAACAUGUACAUGCAAUGGUUGUUAUGGAGUAAAUGUUCAUGUGUCGGCUUAUAUGGGUUUUGCCUUAUGCUUGUGUACAGAAAAUGUGUGUAAAAGCAUCCCUCAGUUGCGCUAUGCAAAUUGUUGUUUUUUGGCCUUUUAGCAGUAAGGAAAUGAGUGUUAAAAAAUGGCAAAGCUGCUGUAGGUUUAUUUCUACACUGCUGAGCCAGCAUGCAAAUAGUGAAUGUGCUAAUGGCUGUUCAUGAAAGCUGUUAACAGUGAAGAUAAGAAAGAGCUGGACUUUUCUAGUGUGCCUCCAAAACCACUGCCUUACUUGUUAGAACUAGUCAGCAAAUGGAACAACUCUCCCCCCCCCCCAUGCCUAUAUUCACAACAUUCAAAAUAAUGCCAGAAAGCAAACUCAGUUUUGAUGUAUUUGGGGGGGUGGGGAGGUUUAAGUAAGUUUGCAAGUUGUAGAACAUCUUUUAACAUGUGUUAGGUAUUUCCUUCAUAGCAGACCAUUUUAUGUAGAGAAAGCAUAAAAAGCACAGAAAGUUCAUCACAUGUGAUGAUAGUACAUCUGUCAAUAUUAGGAAACCACAGGAAGUUGCAACUUCCCAGCUUGUGUAGAGAGGGUGAAGGAAAUGUGUGUACAAUUGUCCCAGGUGAUGAAGCACAUACUGUUUUCAUGCCUAUUCUGCAGGGAUGUGUUAGCGGUAAUGUCUGAAAGCAGUUCUUGCACACUCACAAUUUCGCAACAAAAGCUCACCAGCAAACAUCUCUUCUGCCUCAACCUAGAGGGGAAAUGGAAAAUGCUGAUCUGUCAGCUAUACUGAACAAUGCAACCUUUGUCUUAAAAGAGCUCUGCACUGCCAUCUUAAAUAGACACUUUUAAAAUUUGACUUGUAUGUAAAAAUAUUCUGAAAAGUUACAUUGCCUCUAAUCCUAUCAGGGGCUGACCUCUGGUAAAUCUUAUAUAAGAUGUAUUUAAAACUGGGAUUUGUUACCAGUUGCUCUAGGUUGUACAUAGAAUUUUAUAAAUUGUAUACUUUGGGAAUAAUUUAUUUUUUAAGAAGUUAAAAAUUCAACUGCACCCCAAUUGCAAUUUAAAUGCAUCUACCUUUUUUGCAAAGAUACAAAUUUCAUUUGAUAUGUGAAGCAAGCAACAGUAAUUCCCAUGGGAAAAGAUAUGUACAGUGUAUUUUAUAGAUUUGAAGUUAACUUCCUUAUUGUUUUGAGAGUUUAUGAACUUUGUAGAAUUGUAUAAAUGCCUUGCUGAACUGCCUUAAACAUUGUAUUUUUAUAGAAUGCGUGAAAAGGUUCUAUGUUUGAAUUAUCUAUUGCUCGUGUAUUUUUAUGUGUAAAUUAGUAAAGAGAUUUUUAAAGAAUGAA
This is a messenger RNA of Sphaerodactylus townsendi, 3737 nucleotides long. It is a transcript of the gene GAS1, whose product is annotated as growth arrest specific 1. Gene Ontology annotation, biological process: negative regulation of mitotic cell cycle. Bases 782 to 1714 code for a protein of 310 amino acids. The record is from RefSeq and is a predicted model, not a curated record. NCBI's taxonomy places the organism in Eukaryota, Metazoa, Chordata, Lepidosauria, Squamata, Sphaerodactylidae. The transcript has a single exon.